Molecule: messenger RNA, 1816 nt
Organism: Eruca vesicaria subsp. sativa (arugula)
Lineage: Eukaryota; Viridiplantae; Streptophyta; Magnoliopsida; Brassicales; Brassicaceae
Source: the annotation of a GenBank genome assembly
GAAAGUAGUUGUGUUCGGUCCUCAUCUCAAGUCUUCUCCGAUUAUCUUUUUCUCUCUUUCUUCACCGACAAGAUUCCAAGACUCUGCUCUAAAUAAAAAAACCAUACAUUGAAUCCAAACCUUGUAAUGGGUCGUGGUGGUGGUGACUCCUCAGAGACGACGUCGCUUGCUCCUGGCUUCAGAUUCCACCCAACAGACGAAGAACUAGUUCGUUACUAUCUAAAACGCAAGAUCUGCAACAAACCGUUUAAGUUCGACGCGAUCUCCGUCACACACGUGUACAAAUCAGAGCCGUGGGAUCUCCCUUCACAGUCUAAGCUGAAGAGCAGAGACUUGGAAUGGUACUUCUUCAGUGUGCUCGACAACAAGUACUCAAACGGUUCCAAGACGAACCGUGCGACUGAGAAAGGUUAUUGGAAGACGACGGGGAAAGAUAGGGAGAUUCGUAAUGGGGCCAGAGUUGUUGUUGGGAUGAAGAAGACUCUUGUUUAUCAUAAAGGUCGUGCUCCUCGUGGUGAGAGGAGUAAUUGGGUUAUGCAUGAGUAUCGUUUGGUUGGUGAUGAGAUUGUUAAAGAUGGUGUUCAGAAAGAUGCGUAUGUGCUUUGUAAGAUAUUUCAGAAGAGUGGGUCUGGUCCUAAAAAUGGGGAGCAGUAUGGUGCUCCGUUUGUUGAGGAAGAGUGGGAGGAGGAGGAUGCUAUGACUUUUGUACCUAAUCAAGAUCUUGAAGAUCAGGUUUAUGUUGACAUCCAUGACAUUGUUGAUCAGAAGCUUGAUGUCUAUGAUGCCAUUCCUAUUCAUUUGGGAUUUGAUCAAGGGGAAAGCAGCAAUAAUGUUGAAACAAACUAUUCAGAGUCAAGAAACUAUAUCGAACCAGGAAACUAUGUGCAUGACAACUUUGAAGGACCAGUGGACCUUACAGAGGAAGAACAGAAGCUUAUCAUUCAUGAUGCAUUGUUUCAAGAUGAAGAAAAUGGAUGUGGAGUCCAGGAGGAGAGCAAGGAAAAUUUUCAAUCUUCUGACAGCAUUUUCGACACUGAUGCAUCAGGCUACAAUGAUUUCUCUGUUGAGGAGUUUCUGAACCCGAACAGUAGUGAUGGUUUGUACCUAGAGACAAAUGAUCUCAACAAUACUCAGGAAGAUGGUUUCAACUUUGAGGAUUAUCUUACUUUCUUUGAUGAGGAUGAGCAGAACUUGACUUUUGAUCCUUCUCAACUGAUGGGAACUGAAGAUGCUAUUCCUGAUCAAGAAGAGCUCUUUCAAAUGGCUGAGACUAAGGAAGCCUUAGGUGGCAAACAAGUAGAUGCAGAUGCAACAGAGUUUGAGCCAGAUUACAAGAACUCGGUACUCAAGAAGGCGAGUCACAUGUUUGGUGCUGUUCCCUCUCCAAGUGAAUUUGCUUAUGAGUUCCCCGCAAAGGAUGCAGCUAUACGGCUACAAGCAGGACAAUCAUCAGGUUCGGUUCACGUAAGUAUGAUCACAAUAUCAGACAGCAAAAACGGGAACCUUGACUUGCUCCUUUCUUUCGGUCUGGUCCAAGAGAAUGUGUCCGGAAAAUCAGGAGAUAAUUUAACAAGAGUGAUGCUAAUCUUCGUUUGUUUCUGGGUCCUCUUGCUCUCAGUUAGCUUCAAAGUAAGCACUUUGGUUUCUUCUCGGUGAUAAUAAUUAUCACUAAAAAAACAAGACAAGACCUUUGUGUGUUGAACACAUUGAUUGUAAUAUAGGUUUACCUUGCAGUCUUGAUACUGAAUAAUUCUAUAUGACAAAUACAAAAAACAUUCUAUAAUAGUGUAUGUUUCAGAGUUCAAAGUUAUCGCCU